Fusarium coffeatum is the source of this 528-nucleotide messenger RNA. RefSeq lists its product as uncharacterized. NCBI's taxonomy places the organism in Eukaryota, Fungi, Ascomycota, Sordariomycetes, Hypocreales, Nectriaceae. Gene Ontology annotation, biological process: peptidyl-glutamate ADP-deribosylation. The transcript has a single exon. The coding region runs from base 1 to 528 and encodes 175 amino acids. The record is from RefSeq and is a predicted model, not a curated record.
AUGAUAGCACCAAUCUUCAAACUCGAAGCGACAGCCCUCAACGCCAUUCGCUCUCUUCCCCCAGACAUCUACCUCGUCCACGCAACAAACUGCAUCGCAGAGUGGGGCGCAGGCAUCGCAGCUGAACUUGCAACCGUAUUCCCAUCCGCAUGCAAAGAGUACAAAAGCUUCUGUAACUCCGGCACCUCAGCAGGAGCAUGCCAGAUCAUCCCACCUCAACCUUCCGACGUAGCCAGUGGGGCGCCAAAGAUACAUAUCGUGUGUCUUUACACGAGCUAUGGGUACGGUAGACCGAACCCAAGGACGGGAAAGCCGGGGAAGGACUCUGCGGGGAAGAUCUUGACGCAGACGAGGAUGGCUUUGAAGGAUAUGAGGAACCAGUUGCAAGGGAAGCAGGAUGUGACGAUCUAUUCGCCCAUGUUUAAUUCGGGCGCUUUUCGGGUGCCGUGGGAGAAGACGAAGGCGGUCAUUGAGGAGGAGUUUGAUGGGUUUGAAGGGCAUUGGUUGGUCAUGGCACCGCCGUCUUGA